This is a messenger RNA of Anopheles moucheti, 12392 nucleotides long. It is a transcript of the gene para, whose product is annotated as sodium channel protein para. The coding region runs from base 325 to 6624 and encodes 2099 amino acids. Gene Ontology annotation, molecular function: voltage-gated sodium channel activity; calcium ion binding. NCBI's taxonomy places the organism in Eukaryota, Metazoa, Arthropoda, Insecta, Diptera, Culicidae. The record is from RefSeq and is a predicted model, not a curated record. Gene Ontology annotation, biological process: membrane depolarization during action potential; sodium ion transmembrane transport; neuronal action potential. Gene Ontology annotation, cellular component: voltage-gated sodium channel complex; plasma membrane. The transcript has 34 exons.
CAGCAGUAGCAACAUUAGCAUUACGAUCAGCAGCAUAAAGGCGUCAGAGGGAUCGAAUAGUUCGAAACGCAACUAUUACCGCAGCAGCUGCAGCAAGCUUUUGUAAAAUCGAAAAGCUUUUGAUUGAUAUCGCUUUUGUCGCUACGAAAGAAUUAUAUUACAGUGUUUUGGAGAAAGCAGGCCAAUUUCAAGGAGAUUUCCCGAUGGAAUAAAUGCGUCAUUAUCAUUACAAUGGCGUCGUAUAUAUAACUGUGAUCUGUGGAAAGAAAUUCAUGAGCCCCAUGCCUUGGACAUCAGAGGCUCUCAUUGUUGGCCAUAUAGACAAUGACCGAAGACUCCGAUUCGAUAUCUGAGGAAGAACGUAGUUUGUUCCGUCCUUUCACUCGUGAAUCAUUACAAGCUAUUGAAGCACGUAUUGCAGAUGAAGAAGCCAAACAGCGAGAAUUGGAAAGAAAGCGAGCCGAGGGGGAGGUAAAUACUAGUGAUUUUGGUCGGAAGAAAAAGAAAAAAGAAAUACGCUACGAUGACGAGGAUGAGGAUGAAGGUCCCCAACCGGACCCUACACUUGAACAGGGUGUACCUGUCCCAGUUCGAAUGCAGGGCAGCUUCCCUCCGGAGUUGGCCUCCACGCCUCUCGAGGAUAUUGACGGUUUUUAUUCGAAUCAAAGGACAUUCGUAGUGAUUAGUAAAGGAAAAGAUAUUUUUCGUUUCUCCGCCACCAACGCAUUAUACGUACUCGAUCCGUUUAACCCUAUACGUCGCGUAGCUAUUUAUAUUUUAGUACAUCCACUGUUUUCACUUUUUAUAAUAACGACCAUUCUUGUUAAUUGUAUAUUGAUGAUUAUGCCUACCACGCCGACAGUCGAAUCUACCGAGGUGAUAUUCACCGGCAUCUACACGUUCGAAUCAGCUGUAAAAGUGAUGGCGCGAGGUUUCAUAUUACAACCGUUUACUUAUCUUAGAGAUGCAUGGAAUUGGUUGGACUUCGUAGUAAUAGCAUUAGCAUAUGUAACUAUGGGUAUAGAUCUGGGUAAUCUCGCUGCGUUGAGAACAUUCAGGGUAUUACGAGCUCUCAAAACAGUAGCCAUUGUUCCGGGUUUAAAAACCAUCGUCGGAGCUGUCAUAGAAUCCGUAAAGAAUCUCAGAGAUGUGAUAAUUUUAACAAUGUUUUCGUUAUCCGUGUUUGCUUUAAUGGGUCUACAAAUCUACAUGGGCGUGCUAACACAAAAAUGCAUAAAAGAGUUCCCAAUGGAUGGUUCAUGGGGUAAUCUCACACAUGAAAGCUGGGAGCUGUUCAACAGCAAUGACACGAAUUGGUUCUAUUCCGAAAGCGGCGACAUUCCACUUUGUGGUAACUCAUCUGGAGCUGGGCAAUGUGAUGAAGGUUACAUUUGUUUACAAGGUUACGGCAAAAAUCCAAAUUACGGGUAUACAAGUUUUGAUACAUUCGGAUGGGCAUUCUUGUCUGCCUUUCGUCUAAUGACUCAAGAUUAUUGGGAGAAUUUAUAUCAACUGGUGUUACGAUCAGCUGGACCGUGGCACAUGCUCUUCUUCAUUGUGAUUAUCUUCUUGGGUUCGUUUUACCUUGUAAAUUUAAUCUUGGCCAUCGUUGCCAUGUCGUACGACGAACUCCAGAAGAAGGCCGAAGAGGAAGAGGCCGCCGAGGAAGAAGCACUUCGGGAAGCAGAAGAAGCUGCAGCAGCGAAGGCAGCUAAGCUGGAAGCGCAACAAGCAGCUGCAGCGGCGGCGGCCAAUCCAGAGAUCGCUAAAAGCCCAUCGGAUUUCUCUUGUCACAGCUAUGAGUUGUUCGUCGGACAGGAGAAGGGCAACGACGAUAACAAUAAGGAGAAGAUGUCCAUCAGAAGCGAAGGAUUGGAGUCGGUGAGCGAAAUCACAAGAACAACCGCACCAACAGCUACUGCAGCUGGCACUGCAAAAGCCCGUAAAGUGAGCGCGGCUUCACUUUCAUUACCCGGUUCACCAUUUAAUCUUCGUAGAGGAUCUAGAGGAUCACAUCAGUUCACGAUACGUAACGGUAGAGGACGUUUCGUUGGUGUACCUGGUAGCGAUAGAAAACCAUUGGUACUCUCAACAUAUCUCGAUGCACAAGAACAUUUGCCAUAUGCCGAUGAUUCGAACGCGGUGACGCCGAUGUCGGAGGAAAAUGGUGCAAUCAUCGUUCCAGUAUACUAUGCUAAUUUAGGUUCGAGGCAUUCGUCGUAUACUUCACACCAAUCGCGUAUUUCCUACACAUCUCAUGGGGAUCUGCUCGGUGGCAUGACGAAAGAGAGUCGCCUGCGUAAUCGAUCUGCGCGUAAUACUAACCAUUCAAUUGUGCCCCCUCCGAACGCUACUACUCUAUCUUACGCCGAUACCAACCACAAAGGACAGCGAGAUUUCGACAUGACACAGGACUGUACGGACGAUGCUGGCAAAAUAAAACACAACGACAAUCCUUUCAUAGAACCUGCUCAAACCCAAACCGUGGUAGAUAUGAAAGACGUGAUGGUGUUGAACGACAUUAUUGAGCAAGCUGCUGGUCGGCACAGUAGAGCUAGUGAUCACGGAGUCUCUGUUUAUUACUUCCCCACAGAGGACGACGACGAGGACGGCCCAACGUUCAAGGAUAAGGCGCUCGAGUUCCUGAUGAAGAUGAUCGACAUUUUCUGCGUCUGGGACUGUUGUUGGGUUUGGCUUAAAUUUCAGGAAGGUGUUGCUUUUAUUGUGUUCGACCCAUUUGUGGAGCUGUUCAUUACGCUCUGCAUUGUGGUAAAUACGUUGUUCAUGGCGUUAGAUCAUCAUGAUAUGGAUCCCGACAUGGAGAAGGCUCUGAAAAGUGGCAACUAUUUCUUCACAGCAACUUUCGCCAUCGAAGCAACAAUGAAGCUUAUUGCCAUGAGCCCCAAAUACUACUUUCAAGAGGGUUGGAAUAUCUUCGAUUUUAUUAUUGUAGCACUGUCCCUACUAGAGUUGGGGCUUGAGGGUGUUCAAGGAUUGUCAGUAUUACGCUCAUUCCGUUUGCUUCGAGUGUUUAAGCUCGCCAAAUCGUGGCCAACGCUGAAUUUACUCAUUUCCAUCAUGGGCAGAACGAUGGGAGCGUUAGGUAAUCUGACGUUCGUGCUCUGCAUUAUCAUCUUCAUCUUUGCCGUGAUGGGAAUGCAGCUGUUCGGAAAGAACUAUGUCGAUAAUGUGGAUAGGUUCCCGGAUCAUGAUCUGCCAAGAUGGAAUUUUACAGAUUUUAUGCAUUCCUUCAUGAUUGUGUUCCGAGUGCUGUGCGGUGAAUGGAUCGAAUCCAUGUGGGACUGUAUGCUUGUUGGCGAUGUGUCAUGCAUACCAUUUUUCCUGGCUACAGUAGUGAUAGGAAAUUUAGUCGUUCUUAACCUUUUCUUAGCCUUGCUUUUGUCAAAUUUCGGUUCUUCAUCCCUGUCCGCACCAACGGCAGACAACGAGACCAACAAGAUCGCCGAAGCGUUUAACAGAAUAUCGCGCUUUUCAAACUGGAUCAAGGCGAACGUAGCGAAUGCGCUCAAGUUUGUUAAGAACAAACUAACAAGUCAAAUAGCAUCCGUGCAACCUGCAGAACAUGGCGAAAAUGAGCUGGAACUUACUCCAGAUGACAUACUGGCUGAUGGAUUGCUGAAGAAAGGAAUCAAGGAACACAACCAACUGGAGGUGGCUAUAGGCGAUGGGAUGGAAUUUACCAUUCACGGUGAUCUGAAGAACAAAGCAAAGAAGAAUAAGCAGAUCAUGAACAACUCAAAGGACGAUGAUACUGCCAGUAUCAAAUCUUAUGGCAGUCACAAAAAUCGCCCAUUCAAAGACGAAAGCCACAAAGGUAGCGCCGAAACGAUGGAGGGCGAAGAAAAACGUGACGCCAGCAAGGAAGAUCUAGGAAUUGACGAAGAGCUCGACGAUGAAGGCGAAGGCGAGGAAGGUCCGCUGGAUGGCGAGCUUAUUAUUCACGCCGAAGAGGAUGAAGUGAUCGAAGAUUCACCGGCUGACUGCUGUCCGGAUAAUUGCUAUAAAAAGUUCCCGGUGCUCGCUGGAGACGAUGAUGCUCCGUUCUGGCAGGGCUGGGGAAACCUGCGCCUCAAAACGUUCCAGCUGAUUGAGAAUAAGUACUUCGAGACUGCUGUAAUUACCAUGAUUUUGCUUAGUAGCUUAGCCUUGGCACUUGAAGAUGUACAUCUUCCCCAGCGCCCUAUUCUUCAAGAUAUCCUUUAUUAUAUGGACCGAAUAUUCACAGUGAUAUUUUUUUUAGAGAUGUUAAUCAAAUGGUUAGCUUUAGGUUUUAAAGUAUAUUUUACGAAUGCUUGGUGUUGGCUUGAUUUUAUUAUCGUAAUGCUAUCGCUGAUAAACCUUGCCGCUAUCUGGGUGGGAGCGGCCGAUAUUCCAGCGUUCCGUUCGAUGCGUACACUGCGCGCCUUGCGCCCGCUUCGGGCCGUAUCACGUUGGGAGGGUAUGAGAGUCGUCGUGAAUGCAUUGGUUCAAGCUAUACCGUCCAUCUUCAACGUGCUGCUGGUUUGUUUGAUAUUCUGGCUGAUAUUUGCUAUUAUGGGAGUGCAAUUAUUUGCUGGAAAAUACUUCAAGUGUGUGGAUAAAAAUAAAACAACAUUACCUCACGAAAUUAUUCCGGACGUAAAUGCGUGCAAAGCCGAAAACUAUACAUGGGAAAAUUCACCGAUGAACUUCGAUCACGUCGGCAAAGCGUAUCUGUGUCUUUUCCAAGUAGCGACAUUUAAGGGAUGGAUACAAAUCAUGAACGAUGCCAUUGAUUCCCGUGAUGUCGGCAAACAGCCUAUACGGGAGACAAACAUCUACAUGUAUCUCUACUUUGUGUUCUUCAUUAUCUUCGGAUCGUUCUUCACAUUGAAUCUAUUCAUCGGUGUGAUUAUUGAUAACUUCAACGAACAGAAAAAGAAAGCCGGAGGAUCACUGGAAAUGUUCAUGACGGAAGAUCAGAAAAAGUACUACAAUGCCAUGAAAAAGAUGGGAUCGAAGAAACCUCUUAAGGCAAUCCCGCGACCAAGGUGGCGUCCGCAAGCAAUAGUGUUCGAAAUAGUAACGAAUAAGAAGUUUGACAUGAUCAUCAUGUUGUUCAUCGGCUUCAACAUGUUAACCAUGACGCUGGAUCACUACAAACAAUCAGAAACGUUUAGCGCGGUGCUUGACUACUUGAAUAUGAUAUUCAUCUGCAUUUUCAGCAGUGAAUGUUUGAUGAAGAUUUUCGCCCUACGUUACCAUUACUUUAUCGAGCCGUGGAAUCUUUUUGAUUUCGUUGUGGUUAUUCUUUCGAUUUUAGGUCUUGUGUUAAGUGAUCUUAUUGAAAAAUACUUUGUAUCUCCAACGCUUCUGCGAGUCGUACGAGUUGCAAAAGUGGGCCGUGUAUUGCGUUUGGUAAAAGGUGCCAAGGGUAUACGGACGCUGCUUUUUGCGUUAGCUAUGUCGCUGCCUGCACUGUUCAACAUCUGCCUGCUGCUCUUUUUGGUGAUGUUCAUCUUUGCCAUUUUUGGGAUGUCAUUCUUCAUGCAUGUCAAGGACAAGAGUGGCUUGGAUGAUGUGUACAACUUUAAAACUUUCGGUCAGAGCAUGAUCUUGCUGUUUCAGAUGUCCACUUCCGCCGGGUGGGAUGGUGUGCUAGACGGUAUCAUCAACGAAGAGGACUGUCUGCCGCCGGACAAUGAUAAAGGUUACCCGGGAAAUUGUGGUUCAUCGACGAUCGGCAUCACGUACCUAUUGGCGUAUCUAGUAAUAAGUUUUCUUAUCGUCAUCAACAUGUACAUUGCUGUUAUUCUCGAAAACUAUUCCCAAGCAACGGAAGACGUGCAGGAGGGAUUAACGGACGAUGACUACGAUAUGUACUACGAAAUAUGGCAGCAGUUUGAUCCGGACGGUACACAAUACGUCCGGUACGACCAACUGUCCGACUUUCUGGACGUGCUGGAACCGCCCCUGCAGAUACACAAACCGAAUCGUUAUAAAAUUAUUUCGAUGGAUAUUCCUAUAUGUCGGGGCGACAUGAUGUUCUGUGUCGAUAUCCUGGACGCACUCACGAAAGACUUUUUCGCUCGGAAAGGAAAUCCAAUCGAAGAGACGGCAGAGCUCGGCGAGGUACAGCAGCGUCCGGACGAGGUCGGUUACGAACCAGUGUCGUCUACGCUCUGGAGACAACGCGAGGAGUACUGUGCUCGUCUGAUACAGCACGCAUGGAAACGCUACAAACAGCGUCACGGCGGUGGAACCGACGGUUCCGGAGAUGAUCUUGAAAUAGAUGCCUGUGAUAACGGUAAUGAUGGUGGCAAUGGCAAUGAUAAUGAUGGUAGCGGUGGAGCUGCAGUAGGUAGUGGAGACAAUGGUAGCCAAAUCGCCGGUGGCAGUAUAGGCGGCGGCGGUGGCACCCCCGGUAGUGGUAAAAGUAAAGGAAUUCUCGGCGGUUCUCAGGCGAACGUAGGUGUAGUGGAUCAUAGUCUAUCAUCAAAGGAAUCACCGGAUAGUAACGGCGAUCCUCAAGGCCGCCAGACGGCCGUUCUGGUGGAGAGUGACGGAUUCGUGACGAAAAACGGUCACCGCGUCGUCAUACACUCACGAUCUCCCAGCAUAACAUCGCGAACGGCGGAUGUCUGAGCCAGGUCUCGCCCCCCUCUCUCGGAUUCAGAUUCCGAAGCACGGCAGAAAUAAUAUUUCCAACUGAUAUGGAAUGUAAGAUUGAAGUACAUCACAACUAACAUCGACAAAUUCUCUCAAACACACACGCAAGCUAUCUUAUGUACAUGUACAUAUAGUCAGGUCAAUCGAAAGACGCGACAUCAAACUCUUCAACCAACAAAACAGAACAGAAGGAUAAUCGUAAGGAAAUCUGAAGAGAUUGUUUUGCUGGUGCUGAUAAGACUCUGGCACACAUUCAGUCAGGCAGUGACCGUAUCCAACUAGAAAUACACAGCAAAUCUAUCACACUGCACCAAUGAGCAGGAAAAGUCGAUCAACGAGGCUUGAGGUGUUGAAAAGCAAAUAUGAUCUUACACGGGGUGCACCGUAAGAUUCAUCACAGGGAAGAAGCUUAAACCGAACACAUACCUACAAAAAUAUCGUCAUCGUUAUAGCAUACUCGAGAAUUUUUAUAAUUUCAAUUAAUCCUUUUUUGGUUACUAAAUAAGUUAUACAUUGUUUUUUAGUUUAAUUGCAAGGAUACUAAGUAUUAUUAAUAUCGAGUAACAGUACAAAGCAUUGCGUAAUUUACGAUUCAAUUUAACGAUUUACGAUUAGGUAUACAAGUGCGUUCAUUAAAACACAUCUGUACUACAAUGAGUUGAUCUGCAACUGGCAUAAGUACCACAUUGAGUUAAUUUUGUAAGCUCGUUUAUGUUUCAUCCUUUAUUUUUUGGUGUAAUGCAAAAAAAGAAUGCAAAACUCGAAUAUGAUGAACUCGAAUUUCAAGAAAUAACGUUUGCUAAAUCAAUUCAAUCAACUAGAUUCCAAUCAAAUCAUUAAAAAAAUCAAAUGCAUAACAAGGAUUGCGGAAUGCGCUAAAAAGCAACGAUUGUAAUUGUAGUUCUUUAUCGCAAUUCUCGCCAAAUUUUGAUAUCGUUAUUGUUUUCUUUUUUCAAUAAUUCGAUGCCCCCCCAAUGACGUUACUUCAACGUGAAGCCAUAGUGACGAUGAUGAUGUUUUCUUUCUACCGUAUAUUUCUUUUUGACCAAUUACACGAAUCCGUUUAACACCAAUCCAAAUCAAAGAAAUUUCAAUGCAACAUUUGAACGUGUAAGAAUGCCACGAAAUGCUCUGGAUGUAUACAACCCCGUGCAAAGUUAGCAGCAGAAAGGCCUGUGUGUGCGUGUAUUGUAUUCAUAGGUUAAAAUGCUUGAACAUUUGCCAGCAAUCCAAGGCAUACACACGGAUGACAUUUCGAUGAGAACACAAGUAAAGACGAUUAAGAUAUCCUUUAGCACAAGAGCACUAUUUCAUAAAGUAUGCAUGGAUCCUGACAGUAUUUAUCAGUAAAACCUCUGCUACGUUGUACUGCAACAUGAACAAAGCAAAACAAAACUGCAAACAGCGUAUAUUGAAAUUGAUCAGCAUAUCCACAACUAACCAUGGAAAUGCUACUCUACUAAAACGUCACACCAAAUCUGUCAGCCACUAGCAAAGCAAAAUCAAGCUUGGCCAAUUUCAUUACUAAUAUGUUUCUGCGUGCAAAUCAAAAAAGCCAUCAACAAAGAGGAAUGAGAGAUAUAAAUGAUCUUGGAAAAUGUUCUAACAGAAAAAGCAUAAUCAUUUAUAUCGAAGUGCUACAAACCAAACACUAACAAAAAUCAAAUGCGAGGGGUCGGGGCGAGCCUUUAAAUAUAACGAUAAAAAAAACUUAUUGAAAUUAAUGAUAAGAAAAUAAAACUAUACACUCACGCUUAUACACUAAACAAAAUGAACACUAUUUCACAGGAUCACCGAUUCAUAAUCAAAAACAAAAAAAAGAAAAACACACUUACACAAACACACACACACAAACACACAUACACACACUCAACAUACUAGAAAUGCUUUUUAACAUAAACGAAUAUUGCCAGCAUUUGAAUAUAAGAUGCUAGAGAUCGCUGGCAGUAAUGCAAAAAUAGGUAAAUUAAAGAAAAGAAGAAAAAGGAACAUACCAGAAAUAAAAAAAAACUAGCUAUAGUUUCAAAACGAUGGCGAAUUUCUUGCACAUUUAGCGUAUUACGAAAGUGGGGUGUGUCUAAAUCCAUUUUGUUAAAAUCCUUUCAGUCGGUUUUGCACCGGAGACUAUUAACUUAUUAUGUAAAAAAUGGUUCGAAGUAUUAAGGAAGUGCUUCAUACAACUGAAACGCUAACGAGUAUCAAAGAAUAAGACAGCAAAUGUCAAAAACAAACACACAAAAAAUCUAGUGAUGAUCGGGUGGAUGAGAGGAGAAGAAAGCUAGAAUAGAAGGCAUCAUAGACAGUAAAAGCUAAUCAAAAAAGGCUUGAAUAUCAAUCAUUUUCAGAACACAGAACCUCUGAAGAAUGAGAAGAAGCAGAAAAAAGGAAAUAACUUAAAGGGCAGAGGAGGAGUUAAACAUGCUACUUAACUGCAACAGAACAUUUGAUAAGCUUGGUAAAAAAGUGCUCUAUGCACGCGCGUAUGCACCAACACAUUAAAAAAAGGAAGGUAUAAAAUCGUGGCAAACAUUGCUAUAUCUUAAAAACGAACGUUUCUUUAUAGGUUCCCUUUUUACCGAUUGCUUCAUAAGAAUGCUUUUGUGAUAUUAAAUAAAAAACUAAAACAUGCAAAAAAAAACAUAACAAAAAUAACAAAUGCUUUUGAUGGUGUCGUUUCCAACUAGGUGCAGAAAACAUAGAACGACAUAGAAGCAAAAGGGAGAAGAAAGAUCUGCCUGAUAAUGAAUCCGGUUCUCCACUACACAAUGCAGAUGUAAAAUAUGAAUCAGAAAACAAGAUUAGGUUAGGUUCGGCAGCGAAGAUACGUUCAGAAAAGCGGAGGUUUAUCUCUGAUCCAUGUAUUGACUAUAUAGCCUAAGCCAGUUUUAAACAUUGGAAAUCGCUCCCCACUCACGAACAGUCGACAAAUUCACAUGUAUCUUUAUACGUUUGUACAAAACGAAAACAAAACAAAAAACAAUGCGUAUGGAUCACUGCCACAUACAUGCAUUCGCUCACUUUACCAGUACCUAUGAACGCUUCCUCCCUGUUUGUUCCGUUCGAAACCGAUUCAUUCGAAUGUGAUUGAGAGCACACUUUGGGUUUUGGCAUACUACAACUACUAUUGUUUGCCACGUUUUCUUAGUAACACGCAACAGGAGACAUAAAACAACACACGCUCACUACAUUGUGACCUAUGAUUACUACCUGGUAGACAAUGUUACGAUGUUGAAGCCGUUCUGCUAAGCUUAAUGUGUUCGUUUACUCCCACACACAAACAUACUUUGAUAUCGGUAUUAUGCUUUUACUUCAUGCUUGAUCGUAGCAUGUUCAAAGAAAACGAACCCGGCUUAAAACCGAAAGCAAACGGAUAAAUCUUGUAGAUAGGUAGCACAACGCUCAUUACAAAUUGAAGGUUGGUGUGAGUGCACCAGGAGCCACUUCAUCCAGCACGAUUAUUUUUACUUCUAAAUAUCGAGCAAAUUUAAUGAGAGCGCCCACCAAACACAGGUACUGCAAAACAUGGGUCACAAAAAAACAAAACAAACAAAUAUAUACCAAAGAUUUAAAAUCAACCUCUUACAGUUCGUGCAAAUUUAAUGGUAUGGUAAUAGGGCAGAAAUGGACAACAACAAGAACAAACAGACAUAAAACAUACGUUCAUUUUUAAUUGUUUCCGCUGUCAUCGGCAUCAAUCGCAUAUACUGAAACAUAUGCAAAUAAACGCACAAACGUGCGCAUUAUUGCACGGCCACGUACAUAAAAAAAACACUUACACAAACAAAAAAUAGGCAUAUACACAAUUCGUCGUUACACGGAACAAUAAUUUUAUCCAUCUCACUAAAAACUACUAGCAAAUCACAUGGCAAAACGAUUUGAUGCUUUCGUAUUAGCGACAGAGACAGAGACAGAGAGAGAGAGAGAGACAGAGAGAGAGAGAGAGAGAGAGAGAGAGAGAGAGCGAAUCGUAAAGUGUUUGUUUCGUUCGUGUACUACCACUACCCAUUCCAUUACACCAUUUACACCACAGACGUAAAUCAGCAAACGAGGAGGAUCUGUUUUUCUUUACAAAUUUCUGCUCCGAUUGGUUGAUUCAUACGUUUUGUUGUGUCACCCAUGUACACCGUUGUUUACAGUGAUACGCUAAGGGAGGAAGUUGCAAUAACAGCCGUUGAUACAACAGCCCCAUCUCGUGUGUUGAAUGAAAAUGUUCGCUUGAAGCGGUGGAGAUAAUCUCACACAACCAAAAAAUUAAAAAAAAAAACAAAAAAAAACAACCAAAACUAGGACGACGAGACGGGGAACAGCAGUAGAGAGAAAAAAUAAAAAAACAAUAUGCAAAACAAAAAACGCAGCCACAAUACUAAGACGCAUAUAUUGCUUGUGAAGAUAUAUUUAAAAAGAGUGAAGAAACAUAGAUCAAGCCAGUUUAGAUAGAUAACGCGAUAAGAGACGUGCAAUGAUGUUUUUUUGCGUAUCCAGUUGCGCUUGCUGUCCAAUUUGCUAAUUGUCUAUUUGCUAGCGCGCUAGUGCCGGCACACAUGCGUACAUGUUUGUGCUUUUUCGUCAUACAUGCAUUCAUCCACACGUGUCCGUCUUGCAAGCGCAUUAGUACUCGAAAUACGAAACAAUACACGCAGUAUAAAACGUACAUACACAGAACAGAUAGAAUAGGGAGAAUAGAUAGAAACACAAUGAACAACCAAAUUGGGAUACUUGCGCUAACGUGUGUAAUCCUCAAUGGAAGUUAAAUUAACUCAAAUUGGCAUGGCACAUGACAGCAAACGAAAAGUAAAGAAAUAAAAAAAAACACCCAAAACAAACAAAGCGGAUGUUAAAGCAUAAGUAAAGGAACAUUCACGCACUUAAGCAAUGCACACAUUUGAGUAAGUGAAGCAUGGGUGUGAGAGCAAACCGAGCUAGCAAAGAACCACGCCAAAAAAAUAAAAACAAAAGUUUAGUAAUGUUUCCCCAUUACACCAAUGGGGGAAUUAUACUCUCUAAGAUAGGAAUAGCAAAAAUAGAAAAGAAAAGAAAAAAAACGUGACAGACGCCUGCAAACAUAAACAACACCAGUAAAAGGCGCGCUUUUGCUGCUACUGUACUAAUUCUCCUUUAAUAAUUCAGGUUUAAGUGUAGCAAGAACAGAACAUAGCUGCAUGCGCAUGCUUCUAUAGAACGUACGGCAUCCAAAGGCAAUAAUAAAAAAAAAAACAACAUUUAAAAAGAAACAUUGCAGCGCGCAAAAAUGGGAAUAAAUACAACAAGCUAAGCGGUGAAUGCAAAAAAUGCAACCACACACACAAACACACAGAAAUAAUGUAUUGAGGGAGAACAAUUCCUCCCAUGUCCAAAAAAUAAACAACAAUUUCAGUGCCUUUUUCAAAAAUAAGUGUGCAAGAAAACCCAAAAAAAUGCCCAAAAGUCGAACACAUGCUGAGAACGCGUUUCGAAUGAACUACAUUUGAAACGACGCAAACCAAAUCGAUUUGAAUCGAACGUACGGACAACUAUAUCGCUUAGAUCGAAUAGAGCUAAUUCAAGCAAGUUAAAUCGCAACCAUGAAUAGAGUAACUCUCCUAUCCUGGGACUGGAAGGAGUGGACGGAUGAAGAGAUUUUAAAUCGUGCAUGAUUUCACUAGAUCCACAACAGAUGGUGGUAGCAUAUUAAAAAAAAACAAAACAAAAACAAACUUAUAUUAGGAAUCUGUAUAAAUGAUUCGUAGCAUGCAAGCAAGGCGCAA